AUGUCUUUCGAGAAAGAGCAUACGCGUCCUGCUAAACUAUCCUAUAAUAAUUUCUUGUAUAAAAAUAAACCGUUAAUAAUUGAACAAGCUGACAACGAAUCAUGGUCGACUCAAAACGGCAGAUGGAAGAAACGAUUUAUGUUAAUUGCGCAAGAAUUGAUAUCUGACGAAACGAUUAUCGAAAAGUAUAGUGUAUUCAUGGAGUAUGGGGUGACGUUACCCGCCCUCGUCUUAAGCAUAGGGCGAUUUGAAGGAGCUUCGGCGAGUGACGUUCUCGUGAUAAUACACGGAGUAUGGGGUGACUUACAAAAUGAAAAAACGAGCAGAAAUUUGUGGGUGCAAAUCGAGAAUAUGCAAAGCUCAAGACUGAUUGAGGAGAAACGGUCUACAACCAGCCAAGGAGACGAAAUUAUGAAACUUUAUGAUGACGAUAAUCCAAAAAAGAAAUUGAAGAGUACAGCCGAAGACUUUCAGUCUGAUAGUGAUUCUUUUACGGAUUUAUCUACCAUUGGAAGUGAGGAGUCAUCAACUGACAUUCAAUAUCCCCCCAUUGAAAGUGAGGAGUCAUCAAGUGUACUGGAAAAUUUGGAGAAUAAGAAUCGUUUGGCUACUACAUACAAGGUUGUUUCCCUCUUCGAUAGACAAUUUCCAUAUACGAAAGAACUCUACAAUACAUUCCCCGAUCAAAUGAGAACGUUAGAGAAUAAAUGGAAAAAGGUUGAAGCCAAUAUCCAAAAAACAGUCGAAGAAAGAUGGAAUGUAUCUCAACUGAAAGAACUUGUGGAUAAGACACGACAAUUUCUACGUAAUAGAGGUGCUCUAUUUGAUAAAGAAGCCUGUGAGCUUCGUUAUCGCUCGGAAAUUGUGAAUCCUCUGCUUGCAGGGGUAUUUGAAAUGAUUGAACGUUCUAUAUGGCUUGAAACUGGAGAAAUUGAGAACGAAAUACAAAAAAUGCAACGGAAUGAUACUAAGGAAGAUAAGGAGCGGUUAAAACUUGGAAUGAAACAUGACGGUGUGAUCAACAUGAUAAUACAUGGAAAAAAAUAUCAGAUCGGAUUUCUUGAGGUCGUAGGCAAUGCCUUUAACAAUGACAUAACUGAUAGAAUAUUGACUUAG
This is a messenger RNA of Ambispora gerdemannii, 1116 nucleotides long. Lineage: Eukaryota; Fungi; Glomeromycota; Glomeromycetes; Archaeosporales; Ambisporaceae. The record is from the annotation of a GenBank genome assembly.